CCUGGCUUACCCAUCUAUUAGUGACUGCCCUGAUACUGAAGCUACUGAGUUUAGGGGCGUUGCCUUUCCAAAAUCCAAAAUCAUUCCCAGCUGUUCCUGCCUAUCAGCCUCCCUCUCUCACCCAGAGAGAGAGAGAGAGAGAGAGAGAGAGAGAGAGAGAGACUUCCACCGUCAGCCACAGCAGUAAAACCCAAUGGUCUGCAGAAUGAAAGAUGUGUGUUGUCCUCGUGUGUCGUUCCGGAGGAGGUCGAGGAGACUGUUCUGACUGGACGUUCUUAAUAUUAAAAAGUCUGUCUGAAAACAGUAUCAAUCCCUCGCCUCUGGACUCUGACCAGGGGCCGCUUCACUCUUUAACCUGUUCAGAUGAACCCUGGGGGGGCCCAAUGUGGAUUCUAAGGGGAAUUAACUGCCAGAUUUAGAAGAUGACAUGCCGUGAGUAAAGGAGAGAGGUGUGGGGAUGGAAAUGUAGCCCCCUGUGCUUUCAACACACUCUGUGUGUGUGCUCGUGUGUCCGCUGGACCAAAGCUAGUAGUAUGUCUGGGAGAAGGACAGAGCAGCACCAGUAUUACAUGGAUUUUGCACCCUUGUUUCUGUACCUGGUCGCCGUGAUUCUGAGACAGGCCAGGUGUAAUUUGCCGUGCACCAAGGAAACUGUGGAGGAGGUGGAAAAUCUCUUGGAAAACCUGCCUAAAAUGAAGGUGUAUGAUUGCAAGCUGUACACACCAACUGUGAGUGAUUUCACGCAGAACUGCUCCAAGUCCAUGCUGGAGUGCUUUGUAAAGGAAACAAAUGUUCUUAGUGCAGAGAUAAAAGAAAAUCUACAGAAACUACGUAGAAUGCUGGGAAAUCUUGUACGGAGAAUGCAGGACAAGAGGCCGCCAUGUCCAGUCUGUGAGGUCUACAAAGAAGAGAAAGCCGAGACUUUUCUAAAGAAUUUAGUUGAAACUUUACAAAAAAUGAACUCUUUAAGUUGCUCUGGGUAGGCAUUCAGACCCAGAUCUGUACUCCUUAUUGUAAUGAAGCAUCUCCAAUGGAGCAUCUCCUGCUUUUCAUCAGUACUUACAAACCUGUAAAUGAUGUAUAUUGGACUCACUUUACUGGAUAAAUAUUGUUUUAUUAAUCUGCUUGAAAAGCAAACUACCUCUAACAUGGCAAUUUAUACUUUUUUAUUCCAUUUUACUUUGUUUUCUUAUGUUAAAGAGGGUCUGCAACCGCAUUAUGAAAGGGGCUAUAAGCAACGUGCAGCUAAAUACUGGGAGCACUUGUUUGUAAUUGUACUAGUUUUAUAGAUUUUUAAUAUCAAUCACAUAUUGUUCAUAUCUUCAAAGCUUUAAAAACUAACCUUCGUCUGAACUGAAGUACACCAAGCUGUUGAAAACACCAGACUACAUCCAAUGCACUGAUCUACACUUAGGCUAAACUGUUCUCACUCUGCCUAUGUGUAGUACUGUUUCUAAUUCUACAUUUUCUCAUAUUAAAUGUAUUUUUUUAACACCAA
Messenger RNA from Astyanax mexicanus (Mexican tetra), 1498 nucleotides. It is a transcript of the gene il15l, whose product is annotated as interleukin 15, like. The transcript is spliced from 5 exons. Bases 534 to 983 code for a protein of 149 amino acids. Gene Ontology annotation, cellular component: extracellular region. Lineage: Eukaryota; Metazoa; Chordata; Actinopteri; Characiformes; Acestrorhamphidae. Gene Ontology annotation, molecular function: cytokine receptor binding; cytokine activity. The record is from RefSeq and is a predicted model, not a curated record. Gene Ontology annotation, biological process: neutrophil activation; positive regulation of cytokine production; positive regulation of tyrosine phosphorylation of STAT protein.